GUCCCUGGCGAAUCCUUCUGUGACUUGGUAUGUUGCAACUUGCACUGCCUCUACGCUAGCCUUCAGACCCUGGUUUGAGCUGGCUUGGUAUGAGGCUCUGUGCGACUUGUUGGUUGGGUGGGGUACCGUUCCGGUUUCUUUCAGUGCAGGGUAGGAUUGCUAGUUGCUACGUCGUUCUAUCAGCCGCGGUUGUGGGGUCUCUCUUCGCUGAGUUGGGUACCUGUGUUGUCAUCUUGGGUGAUCACUUCUCUAGAUCGAGUGAGUUGGUGUGUUGGAUUGACAUCCACGAUGUCGCUUGCUACACUCGAUUGAAAAGAGGUACACUUGUGAAAAAGUAAGUUGGAUUAUCCUUACAGAAACUGCUAAUAUCAUUCAAUUCGACUCCUGCAAUCGCCCAAGACGCCAUCAGACAAACC
Molecule: messenger RNA, 416 nt
Organism: Aspergillus ibericus CBS 121593
Lineage: Eukaryota; Fungi; Ascomycota; Eurotiomycetes; Eurotiales; Aspergillaceae
Exons: 1
Coding region: 90-338 (82 amino acids)
Source: RefSeq, a predicted model, not a curated record